Messenger RNA from Neltuma alba, 1620 nucleotides. Its product is annotated as TMV resistance protein N-like. Gene Ontology annotation, molecular function: ADP binding. NCBI's taxonomy places the organism in Eukaryota, Viridiplantae, Streptophyta, Magnoliopsida, Fabales, Fabaceae. The transcript is spliced from 4 exons. Gene Ontology annotation, biological process: defense response; signal transduction. The coding region runs from base 1 to 1620 and encodes 539 amino acids. The record is from RefSeq and is a predicted model, not a curated record.
AUGUUUCCCAUAGCUUCCCCAUCAUCUUCUUCUUCCAAGAAAUAUGAUGUGUUUCUGAGUUUCAGAGGAGAGGACACUCGCAGAUCCUUCACCAGCCAUCUCCAUACUGCCUUGUGCCGCAGAGAUAUUGAGACAUACAUUGAUAAUGAGCUCCCAAAAGGCGAUGGCAUCUCUCAAUCACUCAUGGAAGCAAUUCAGGAUUCAUCCAUCUCUGUGGUGGUCUUCUCUGAAAACUACGCCUCCUCCAAAUGGUGUUUAAAUGAGCUCCUUCAGAUCCUUCACUGCAAACAACAGCAGGGACAGAUUGUUGUUCCUAUCUUCUAUGAAAUCGACCCAUCUCAUGUGCGCAAUCAGAAAGGAACUUAUGAGAAAGCAUUCACAGAGCAUUUGGAGAAAAACCAAGAGAAGGUGGACAAGUGGAGACAAGCACUUUUUGAGAUUGCAAGUCUAGCAGGAUGGGACUCCCGCAACUACAGGGAUGAAGUAGAACUCAUUCAAAAUAUUGUCACGGACAUCAACAAAAAACUAAACCAUGGGUCCCCAACAACUAUACUAGAAGAUAUUGUUGGAAUUGAUGAGAAUUUGGAUCAUAUUGAGUCGUUACUAGAAGAAUCCUCAACAAUUGGGAUUUGGGGGAUGGCUGGGAUAGGCAAAACAACAAUGGCUACGGUUUUGUUUGCCAAGCUCCACUCUCAAUUUGAUAGUUGCUGCUUCUUGGAAAAUUUUAGGGAAAAAUAUGAGAAGUCUAGGUUAGAACAUGUACGUGACGAACUUCUCCGAAAACUAUUAAAGGAUACAUCUCUUGGAAGACUCAAUAGUAGAAAAGUUUUGAUUGUACUUGAUGAUGUUAGCACCACCCAGCAGUUAGAUGAGUUGAAAAGGGAAGUUUCUUGUUUGGGACAUGGUAGUAAAGUUAUCAUAACAAGUAGAGAUAAGCAUGUGCUUAAUGGAAGAGUUGAGAGAAUACAUGAGGCCAAGGAAUUGAGCUACAACAAUUCACUUAAGCUUUUCAACCUUCGAGCCUUCCACAAAGAUGGUUAUGAAAGUGAAUAUGAAAAACUAGUUGAAAGAGCUCUUGCUUAUGCCCAAGGCGUUCCAUUAGCCUUAACCAUUUUGGGUUCAUUCCUUUAUUCCAGAACUGUAAAAGAAUGGGAAAGUGCAUUGAAGAAAUUAGAAAGAACACCCAAUCAAGAUAUUCAGGCUGUGUUAAAAUUGAGCUAUGAUGGGCUUGAUCACGAGGACAAACAGAUAUUUUUAGACAUUGCUUGUUUUUUCAAAGGUGAAUUAAGAAGAUAUGUGGAAGCAAUACUAGAGAACUGUGGCUUUGCGGCAAGCAUUGGUUUGAGAACCCUUAUGGAUAAGGCGUUGAUAAGUGUCAGUUGUGAUGUAGUAUGGAUGCAUGAUUUAAUUCAAUCAAUGGCUUUCGAUAUUAUUCAUCAAGAGUGCAUCACAAAUCCUGGAGGACGUAGUCGACUAUGGAAGCCUGAUGAGAUCUACGAUGUUCUGAAAAAUGAUCGAGGAACUGAGGCAAUUCAAACCAUAAGUUUAGAUUUGUCUCAAAUUAAAGAUUUGGAGUUGAGUAAUGAUGUCUUCAGAAAGAUGCCUAAUUUAAGGGCUUGA